ACUCCAAACUUCACAGAAUCGAAAAUACUUAUUCUCUCUCUCUCUCUCUCUCUCUCUCUCUCUCUCCACGCCACCACCAAAACUCUUCGAAUAAUCGAUGCGCCUUUCUCUCAACUGUCAAGAAUCCGCCAUCAAAGCUCUAACACAAAACUUCUGCAAAAUCCAUGGAAAUUCUCGUUCAAACACUAAUUGAAACACCAAACUUCUGCAAAAUCCGUGGAAAUUCUCGUCCAAACACUAAUUGAGCAAACCAAUGAAACCCCAUCGGUCCAUAAACCCCCAUCUCCUCACAAAAACAAAACUUAGAGGCCUCUGCAACUCUCCUCGUCAUUUCCUGGGAGAAGAAGAAGAGAGAGAAAGGGGACUCAUCAGAAUCCUCCAUGAUUUCAUCCAAUGCAAGAAAGAAAAGAAGAAGCGAUGGACAUUGCCUUCCUCUCUUCUGCAACUCUUGAAGCCUCGCCAUGUGGAGAAGCUCCUUAUGGAGAACGCAGAUGAUGCCGCUUCGUCUCUAAGGUUCUUCAAUUACUUAGGUUUACACAAUGGAUUCGAUCACUCUACUCUCUCUUAUUGUAUUCUUGUGCAUUCUUUGGUAGCGUCUAAUCUAGCAUGGCCUGCGUCUUCACUCCUACAAACUCUGAUUUUCCGAGCCCUAAACCCAAAUGAAGUCUUUGAAUCUUUGUUAAUAGCUUAUGAAAGGUGCCACUUUUCGUCGACAUUAGGGUUUGAUAUACUGGUUCAGGCAUACAUUUAUAAUUCUAGGGUUUUUGAUGCUUCUAGGGUUUUGAAAUUGAUUUUGAACCACAGAAUCUUACCUGAUUUGAGGACUUGCAGUGAACUCUUGCAUGGCCUAGUGAGACUUAGGCUUUUUGAUAUGGUUUUGGAGCUUUAUUCCGAGAUUAUAGUAGCGGGGGUUCAGCCUUGUGUUUAUAUUUAUACAGCUGUUAUUCGGAGCUUUUGCGAAAGAAAAGAUUUUUCUGCGGUUAGAGAAUUGGUUAAUGAGAUGGAGGAGAAGAAAUGCACCAACAUUGUAGCUUAUAAUAUCUGGAUAAAUGGGUUAUGCAGAAAUGGUAGAGUUGCAGAAGCCAAUGAAAUCAAGAACAAAUUAUUCGAAAAUGGCUUAUUUCCCGAUGUUGUUACAUAUUGUACUCUUAUUCAUGGCCUUUGUAGGAGCGAGGACUUAGAGUUGGGGGUUCAACUGGUGUAUGAAAUGGUAGAAUUAGGGUUUCUUCCCAAUGAAUCUACUUGCUCUUGCUUAGUGGAUGCGUUGCGAAGAAAGGGGAAGAUUUCAAUGGCUUUUGAGAUGGUAGGUUAUCUUGGAAAACAUGGAAUUAUACCCAACUUGUUUGCCUAUAAUGCACUUAUGAAUUCUCUCUGUAAAAAUGGUAAAUUAGAUGAGGCCCUUGGCCUUUUCUCACAAAUGGAGAAUAGGGGCCUGGUUCCUAAUGAGAUUACUUACUCGAUAGUGAUUGAUUCUUACUGUAAGAAUAGGAGAUUGGAUGGUGCACUUAUUUUGCUGGAUGAAAUGCACAAGAGAGGGAUUAAAGCCACAGUUUAUCCCUAUAAUUCUCUAAUCGCUGGGCAUUGUAAGGUCGGAAAACUUGAGAAGGCAGAAUCUUUUUAUAGGGAGAUGAUGAACAAGGGAUUGGUCCCUAAUGUUGUUACUUAUACUUCAUUGAUUAGUGGGCACUGUGUGAAUGGGGAUUUCGAUAAAGCGUAUAAGUUUCGUUGUGAGAUGUCUGAGAGAGGAGUUUUGCCGAAUGUGUAUACUUUCACUACACUAAUCAAUGGUCUUUGCAGGACUAAACAGAUGCCUAAGGCAGUUAAGCUCCUGAAGGAGAUGAUAGAGCUAGACGUGAAACCAAAUGAGGUUACUUAUAAUGUUAUAAUUGAUGGGUUUUGCAGGGAAGGAAACACGGUGAGAGCAUUUGAGCUCUUUGAUGAAAUGGUUUCCCGAGAAUUGGUACCCGAUACAUAUACCUAUAGGCCUUUGAUAAGCUCGCUUUGUAUAGAAGGCAGAGUUCAAGAAGCCAAAGAAUUUGUUGAUGACAUUAACAGGGAAGGUUUUGGGCUUAAUGAGAUGUGUUAUAGCUCUCUUCUUUAUGGGUUUUGUAGAGAAGGAAUGGUUAGGGAUGCCUUUAAGGUUUGUGAAGAGAUGGUAUCUAAGGGAGUAGAAAUGGACAUUGUUUGUUAUGGGGUGCUUAUUUAUGGUAUCUGUAAGAAACAAGACAUGGUUUCAUUGUUGCACAUUUUGAAGGAGAUGGAAUCUAAAGGAUUGAAUCCAGAUGGAUAUAUAUACACAAUGAUAAUAGACAUGUAUUGCCUUGGAGGAAACAUUUUAGAGGCUUGUAGACUAUGGGAUGAGAUGGCCAUACAUGGAUCUAUCAGAAAUACUGUAACAUACACUGUGAUGAUAAAUGGUUUUUGCAAGGCAGGUGAUUUGGAUAAAGCCGAAUUGCUUUGUAAAGAAAUGGUGGAAAAGAAUGUCUUUCCUAAUGAGAGAACUUUUGGUUGUUUUCUUGACUACCAUGUAAGAGAAGGAAGUAUGAAGGAUGCUUUGGAGUUGCAUAAAGAAAUACUUUCAAGGCUAUUAUCAAACAGUGUCACUUACAAUAUUUUGAUGAAGGGUUUCUGUAAAUUGGGUAGCAUUCGGGGGGCAACCCAACUUCUAACUGAGAUGGUAUCUUAUGGAGUGAAGCCUGACUGUGUUAGUUAUUCAACCCUUCUAUUUCAGUACUGUAAAAUGGGUGAUUUGGAGGAAGCUUUGAGUCUAUGGUAUGAGAUGCUGAGUAAAGGUGUAAAGCCAGACAAGGUGGUGUAUAAUAUUCUUAUUUUUGGGUUCUGUGCCAGAGGAAGAAUAACAGAAGCUUUUGAUCUUCGUGAUGAUAUGAUAAGUAGGGGUAUGUUACCGAAUAUUGGCACCCAUGCGACUCUGAUUCACGGCCUAUGCAAGCUAAAAAGCUUUAAAAAUAUGGGAAGCUAAAGCUCUGGAUCCAUCCUUAAAGAGGAGAUUGGUUCGAAAUGAAAGAGGGGGUAUUUAGGUUUUAAUGGGAUUGUCUACAAAGAGAGUAUUUAUCUUUUGCACAUGGAGUUCACAAUCAUUCUCACUCAUUUUAUAA
Molecule: messenger RNA, 3116 nt
Organism: Amborella trichopoda
Lineage: Eukaryota; Viridiplantae; Streptophyta; Magnoliopsida; Amborellales; Amborellaceae
Product: Pentatricopeptide repeat (PPR) superfamily protein
Molecular function (GO): protein binding
Source: RefSeq, a predicted model, not a curated record